Messenger RNA from Brachypodium distachyon (stiff brome), 1905 nucleotides. RefSeq lists its product as uncharacterized. Bases 89 to 1645 code for a protein of 518 amino acids. The transcript has 2 exons. NCBI's taxonomy places the organism in Eukaryota, Viridiplantae, Streptophyta, Magnoliopsida, Poales, Poaceae. The record is from RefSeq and is a predicted model, not a curated record.
CCUACCCCGGCCGCUGCCGACCCAUCCGGCCAUCCCUCAGCGCCUUCCUCCGUCACUCCUUCUCUACCCGCCAGAUCCAGCCAUCAUCAUGCGGCCCUCGUCAACCCACCAUCCUUCGUCCGGCGAACCAUCUGCUGUCCGCACCGUCCGUCCGGAGAACGAGACGGAGAUUUAUUCCGCAGUCAAGGGAUGGCAACCGGACGAGAAGUUGGAGGAAUCCCUCCCCUUUGACGCCCAGAAGAAGGUGGAAAAUCCGGAGAGGGAGAUCGAUUCCGUCCUGGCACGGCAAUUGGACGAAGAGUUGAAGGAGUUGGAGGAAGCCCUCGCACUUGCCGACCGCGAGCGUGAGAAGAGCAAGGUGUUUGAACCCUUCACGGGAUUGCGAUCGUUCGAAUUGGAGCAGCCUCUCUCCAUCGGCGACCGGAGGAAGGUGGAAACGCCAGAGAAAAACGAGGAUGGUGUCCAGGAAUGGCACCCCGCCGAGGAGUUGGAGGAGGCCCUCUCCCUCGCCAUCCGGAGUGGGCUAACGGCUGAGAAAGUGAGGAAGUUCCUCCACGUCGCUGCCUGGUCCAAUCUAAUGGACUACGAUGUCCACUCCCUCGCCAUCAGGAGCGGGCUCAAGGACGAGGACGCCCUCUCCCUUGCGAACAACUUCAUCAGAAUGUACAAGAUCGUAUUUACCACUCUCCGCGCGCAGCUCCUGGCUUCCUUCGACAAGCGACGAUUCGACCGCGAACUCUACGAAUGGAUGCACCCCCAUCGCAUCAUCGGCGAGAGGAGAAAACACGCCGACCGCCCCUUCAUUCUCUUCAAGAUGAAGGCAUCUGCCAAGAAUGCGAAAGUAAUGUGGUGGCAGAAGAAGUACUCCCGCUUCCCUCCCGAGCGAUCAGGAUACACUGGCGCUGUGCGCGUGGCUCGCCUGGUUCUCAGCAGAGACGGAUUUCAUCUCGAGGAGGAAGGGGAGGACGGGCAGCCGGGUGCCCUCUCUGUCCGUUACGAUGAUAGAUACAUGGGGUUUCCGCCUCGCAAGGUGGGUGUGCUCAAGGAUGGCUGGUUGAACCCGCUCGAUGAGGUCGCUGUUAUCAAGAGGCUGCCCAAUGGCGACGGGAUUUCUAUCAUGUCCUACGUUGGUGGGCUUGGUCUUAAGCUGGGUGAUUUUCUAUUUGUGUUACACCGCAAGUCUUGCACCGUCGCCCUGAGCUUCAUCGAGCGGUCCUUCUAUGUCUCCACGAUGUUCAAAGAGGAGAUGUUAUAUGCCGUUCCUGGUAUUUAUUUCCUAGACAUUACCAACACCGUGCAGAAUCUGAUCAAGAAGCUUUACCGGGUGUAUGAGCAGGAGGAGCAAGAUAAAAAGAUCAUGCAACAGAAACAAGAUUAUCAGGAGCUGAUGCGUGAACAAGAGGCGCUGCGGCCCCGCCUAGAGGAGCAGCAGAGGAAGAAACUUGAAGAUAUACGAAGGAGAAGGGUUGAGAGCAAGAAACAGAAGCAGCGGCGUGGAGAAAUACGGGAGGGUGUUCACCGCAUGAAGGAGGUAGCAAUAACGGAAAAAGAAUAUGAGGAAGAUUGCUUUUGCACUCCAAUGCUUUUCUGUCUGGAAGAAUCUGAUUUUGACCCAGCCAUUGGAAGAACAUUUGUGGCAAAGUGAGGAGAGCCCCAAGGAAUUGCUUCAGACGGCAGUAGAAGAACAAUGGAUGGAUGCUAUCUUCUUCUUUAUGACUGUGCUAUGCUUGUCCCUGCUUGCCUCUCUCUAUGGGCGCCGCAUCUGGUAGUGAUAGAAAGCUAUGUUUCUAGAUCUGCUCCAUAACGUGCACUUUCUAGAUUUCCGGUGUGCUAGCUAGGAUGCCAAUACUUCAUUUUGUCUAUAUUCUUCUAAAAGUAUGUGUAUAAUAAUGCAUUCUCUAUCUA